AUGUUUUCGCGACGACAGCCCGCAUCCGCCGAUGCCCUCGCCAGCCAGGAGACGAACCAGCCGAAUAAGCUAUUUCCUUUUAGUUUGAGCCGCAUACGCUCCAGGACGUCUGUCGGCACGUCCGAAGCCGACAUCGAGAUGGCGCCCGUUGCUCCGGCGGCCACCAUGGUGACGACGGCGUCUGUCCGAGAGUCGAGAGUGGCAAUAAUCUACGUCCCCUGGUGGUUUCUCGUCUGGGCGAACAACAGACACUCGGUCCGACAGAACCAGCCAUAUCUCUCGAGGAAAAUGCACAUCAGCGUCGAAGUCGCCAUGCUAGGCGUCACGGUGUUGUGCUUUAUCAUGAUGCUGAUACUUUCGCGCAACGUCGAUGUCCAGUACGAGGUCGGAUUUCCCUAUGUUACUACCCUCGCAGCUUUGCUCGGGAUGCAAGUGUGA
Parascedosporium putredinis is the source of this 438-nucleotide messenger RNA. NCBI's taxonomy places the organism in Eukaryota, Fungi, Ascomycota, Sordariomycetes, Microascales, Microascaceae. The record is from the annotation of a GenBank genome assembly.